Messenger RNA from Seminavis robusta, 912 nucleotides. NCBI's taxonomy places the organism in Eukaryota, Bacillariophyta, Bacillariophyceae, Naviculales, Naviculaceae. The record is from the annotation of a GenBank genome assembly.
AUGUCUUCAGCAUCCUUACACAAACACAAACAAACUGGACUUUGGAAGAACUUGACGCUGCCGUGCAGUACGGCGCCCAUCCAUCCGCCCAAUCCGCCAAAGCCGUCCAGGCAUGCCGCACUGAAGCCCUGGAAAAAGUCGAUCAAGGUUUCGUCAAGCUCAUGCCUUGGAAAAACCCUUGGCCGCAUCAUCUAUGCUGUCGGCACCAGACCAGCCGAUCAGGGUCCAAUUUUGUUUUGCAAAUUGGACAUCAAGGAUGGCUUCUGGCGCAUGUGUGUGCCAGAAGCCCAGGAAGAGCAGUUUUGCUACGUCCUGCCCCAAGUUCCAGGGGAUCCUCCAGAGGAAAUCCGACUUGUAGUCCCAGCCGCCCUUCAAAUGGGAUGGACCUCCAGUCCUGCCAUUUUCUGUGCCGCGACAGAAACAGGACCGGACAUUGCAGAGUGGCUUCGCAAAUUGCCCCGCCUUCCCCCACACUCCCUGGAAUCUCACAUGGUGGACCCCAUCAAUCCUGACCUCCUCAGCCCAUCUCCGGAUACCGACAACCCUCAGAGCGACUGCCCAACUCCUACAGGUCCCCAACCAGCUCAGCCACAACCUCCACCAGCACCAGCCAACCCACAGGAGGCCAUGGACCCACUUCCCACAGUGAACGAUGAAGACCUGCAUCAUUUCUUCCACCAAUUCGAGGUCUAUGUGGAUGACUAUGUCGGUCUGCUUCAGUCUACCGAUGUAAAUGCCCUGCGACACCACAGUCGUGCCUUGCUGCACGCCAUUCACCAAAUUUUCCCACCACCUGUAGCCACAGGACAUGCCGGCGAAGAACCAAUCUCUGAGAAGAAACUCAUCUUGGAAGGCGAAGGAAUCUGGGGCACUGUCAAGGAAAUGCUCGCGCAUGAAUGUUCAGCACUUUGA